Molecule: messenger RNA, 1737 nt
Organism: Fukomys damarensis (Damara mole-rat)
Lineage: Eukaryota; Metazoa; Chordata; Mammalia; Rodentia; Bathyergidae
Gene: Btbd19
Product: BTB domain containing 19
Exons: 8
Coding region: 310-1179 (289 amino acids)
Molecular function (GO): protein binding
Source: RefSeq, a predicted model, not a curated record
GCUCAGAGCCUAGACCUCCUUCUUCACUCUGUGUCAGCUCCAGCCUGGCUCCAGCCUUGGCCUCUCUUAGGUCCCCUUUUGUUUGUCCCAUUCCUGAAGCUGUGGCCUCCUCAGCAGGCCUCUGAUGUCUUUUAAAGAACCUGGGCUUCUUCUUCCUUAAACUGCAGCUUCUCAGCUACUAGGUCUCCUGGGCUCCUGCCUCUUCCUGUCAGGCCUUUCUAGUCUCCUCACCUCCUCAAGGCCUGGCUGAGAGGAACACACAGCAGCAGGCCUCCUGGGCCACUCUGUCUCAUCCCCUCUGCCCCACCCAUGGAGACCCCAGGAUUGGUCGUGCACGGACAGGCUACGCCCUUUUCCACAGCCCUCCGAAGCCUCGUCAACAACCGCCAAUACAGUGAUGUCUGCUUUGUGGUUGGUCAAGAACGGCAGGAGGUAUUUGCCCACCAGUGCUUGCUGGCUUGUAGAUGCAACUUCUUCCAGAGACUUCUGGGCACAGAGUCAGGCCCUGAGGUGCCUAGAGCCGUGGUGCUGAGCACGGUGCCAGCGGAAGCCUUCUUGGCAGUGCUGGAGUUCCUGUACACCAACAGUGUCAAGCUGCACCACCACUCCGUGCUGGAGGUGCUGACGGCAGCUGUGGAGUAUGGGCUGGAGGAACUGCGAGAGUUGUGCCUGGAGUUUGUGGAGAAGGUACUAGAUGUGGAGCUGGUUUGUGAGGCCCUGCAGGUGGCCGUAACCUUUGGCCUAGGGCCGCUGCAGGAGAGGUGCAUAGCUUUUAUAGAAGCCCACAGCCAGGAAGCGCUCCAGACCCGCGGCUUCCUGGAGUUUGCUUUAACAACUUACUGUGAAUACUAUCGGACCAUUUAUACUUCUAUUUAUAUAGAUCAUCUUUUGCAAGUUUACAAAGACAUAUUUACAUAUUUGAUGUUUCCUCGGCCGGUGGCUGAGGUGGCCGCUCCGGUGGUGCGAGAGCUGAGACUGGCCUUGCUGGCCCCCGCGGAGCUCAGCGCCCUGGAAGAGCAGAACCGGCGGGAGCCGCUCAUCCCGGUGGAGCAGAUCGUGGAGGCGUGGAAGUGCCACGCCCUGCGGCGAGGGGAUGCAGCCCAGGGCGCACCUUGCCGCCGCCGGAGGGGGACCGUGACCCGGGAGCACCACCGCUUUCUGGACCUGCCCUUCAAAUGACGCCAGCCCCAGGCUUGCAAGGAAUUCUGGGUCUGUUUGAACUAUGGCUCCCUUGGACACGCUCUGGGCUCGGAGCCGGCUUCUGCUCCUGGCAUGCUUGGCAAGCCCAAGGCCCGAAGAACCGUUCUGUGCAGGGCCCCAACUGAGCCGGGUGCUCGGGUCGAGGUCUAUGGCAUGGGACAGUGCGAGGAGGGCUGGGCCUCAUGGUGAGGGCAAGAUCCGAAAGCGAGGGUUCCUUCCCUCCAUGCCCUCACUCUCCUACCCAGUCCACCCUCCUGACUCCCACGUUUAUCUGUUAAGUUCAACCUCCCCUUUAAUAACAGACCCGUCUCUCAGAGCUUUCUCCCAGAGUACCCCACAGACGACGCAGCACAGUGCUAAAUCUGGUUCUCCAUCUUUCUGAAGCUCUGCUCCCAUCAUGUCUGUCAUUUGCGUGGGUGCCCACAGUGAACACUUGGAUCUCAUCCUUCCCUUACCUUUCUCCUACACCUGCCUCAUUUAGCUUCUGCCUUUUUUUUUUUAGACAGGGUCUUGCUCUGCGGUUCAGACUGGGGUUGA